This is a messenger RNA of Pocillopora verrucosa, 1419 nucleotides long. RefSeq names its product D-aspartate oxidase. Gene Ontology annotation, molecular function: D-amino-acid oxidase activity; FAD binding. Gene Ontology annotation, cellular component: cytoplasm. NCBI's taxonomy places the organism in Eukaryota, Metazoa, Cnidaria, Anthozoa, Scleractinia, Pocilloporidae. Gene Ontology annotation, biological process: D-amino acid catabolic process. The record is from RefSeq and is a predicted model, not a curated record.
GUAAACAAACAUGUCUUCCAUAGCAGUUGUUGGUGCGGGAGUUAUUGGUCUUUCUUCAGCUGUUUCUAUCCUAGAGAAAGAUCCCACUGUCAAAGUUACGCUCAUAGCAGAUAAAUUCUCCCCCUAUACGACCAGUGAUGGCGCAGCUGGGCUUAUCAUGCCCUUUGUGAUGGGCAGUACACCCGUACAAUUGCAAAGAAAGUGGUUUGAUGAAACUAUGAAAGGGUUAGAAGAGCUAAUGAAGAGGAAGGAUGCAGGCCAAAGUUUGGGACUUUAUAAAUUGACCCUUGUUUCCCUUUCUGAUGAUGAAAAUGCAGAGGAACCCCACUGGAAAGAUCUUGUUGAUGGUUAUCAUGUUCUCACUCAGAAAGAACUUCAGAAGUUUCCUCAGUCAUCCAAAUUUGGUUUCUCCUGUAGAGUCAUGUUCCUGAAUGGAAAGUAUUAUAAUCCAUGGCUUCUAGAAAGGUUCAAGCAUCUGGGUGGUGACAUUAUCAAGAAAACGCUAGAUUCACUGAAAGAGCUUGCAGGUGUCUAUGAUGUUGUUGUGAAUUGCUCUGGGAUGAGAGCAAAAGAAUUGGUGAAUGACUUUUCCAUGGAUCCUGUGAGAGGUCAAGUAUUGAGAGUGUAUGCACCAUGGAUAAAAGAGGCUUAUGCACAGGAUACCAAGCACCUUCAUAAACAGGAGAGAUACUGUUAUAUUCUUCCACAAGCAAAUGGUGAAGUUGUUCUUGGAGGGACUGGGUAUCAUCAUAACUCAGACACAAGAAUAAGUGCCGAUGAUACGCGACACAUUCUGGAAGUGACAAGAGAACUAGUACCUAGUCUCGCUCGAGCUCCAGUGUUGGAGGCGUGGGUUGGACUACGACCUGGUCGACCCACUGUCAGGCUUGAAAAGGAAGUUAUGAAAUUUAACAGCAAUCUUGGAAAUAAAAAAACCCUGAAAGUUGUCCAUAAUUAUGGUCACGGUGGUGGAGGACUCACAGUACACUGGGGUUGUGCCAAAGACUGUACUGACUUAGUGCUUCAAUUUCUCGCAGAGGGGCACAAAGCAAAACUUUGAAAGUCAAAGAUUUUGAAGUUAAAGUGCCUUCGUCUACAUCUCAUCGAUAAUCAUCAUAUUACAAACAUUCAGAAUAAAAAGCUCCCUCCACAAGUGAAAACUAUGCGACACUCAAAAAUUGAUUUAUUUUGACAGCUGACUGAAAGAUUAAUUUGGGUACUGAAUGAUGUUCAAAAUGAUGUAUCAGGCUUAUAGGUUACAGAUUAGGAGUCUAGUCAUCUCAAACCGCUCGGACACCAUCAACUAAUAGUUCAGGAUGGAGACAUUGAAACGAGUUUCGGAAGUAGUACGUGUUUGCAUUUGUUUACCUCAUGUCACUGUCAGUCCCUCUAACAAAAUAAAUGCAACAUUUAAACCUA